Cylas formicarius (sweet potato weevil) is the source of this 745-nucleotide messenger RNA. RefSeq names its product cysteine-rich PDZ-binding protein. Gene Ontology annotation, biological process: cytoplasmic microtubule organization. The coding region runs from base 304 to 606 and encodes 100 amino acids. Gene Ontology annotation, molecular function: PDZ domain binding; microtubule binding. NCBI's taxonomy places the organism in Eukaryota, Metazoa, Arthropoda, Insecta, Coleoptera, Brentidae. The transcript is spliced from 3 exons. Gene Ontology annotation, cellular component: dendrite. The record is from RefSeq and is a predicted model, not a curated record.
ACACGCGACGGUUUGCAGCGAUCUAUGUCGGUCGCACUUAAGGUUUAGCCACGGUCACCGAUAGAUGGUGCUUCCUGCAUUUUAUAGAUGGACCAAAAAAAAACUAAUUCGGCGGACUUAUUUAGAAGCCCGUUUUCUUAGUUUAGUUUGUUUGUAAAUGUAUCCGACAAUUUUUAGCAUUUGAAUAAUUAAUUUACCCGAAAAAGACAACUAACAACUAGUCACAGAAUUGCACGAGUGGUUCCAGCAGUCUUGCGCAAUGAACUUUGUAGCAUAACCCCGAUUUCUUUGCGGUUGCUCGAGAUGGUUUGUGACAAGUGCCAGAAAAAGGUGGGCACCGUUAUCACGCCGGAUCCUUGGAAAUCGGGCGCGCGAAACACAACCGAGAGCGGCGGCAGGAAAGUGAACGAAAACAAAGCGCUCACGGCAUCGAGGAACAAAUUCAAUCCAUACACGACCAAAUUCGAAACCUGCAGAAUAUGCAGACAAAAAGUUCACCAGGCGGGGUCGCAUUAUUGUCAGUCUUGCGCGUACAAAAAAGGCAUUUGCGCGAUGUGCGGCAAAAAGCUGCUGAGCACGAAAAACUACAGACAGUCGUCCGCUUAAAACAAACAUAAUUAAUUUAAAGUGUACAUUAUAUAAUUUUAAAUGCUCCCAGCUAUCAAUCCUCCCAACAUUAUUUAAGUUUUGUAGAUAGUCGAAUAAUCUCUAAGUUAAUAUAGUAUUUGCAAAAAAAAGGUUGGCA